CGUGAAGCUUUAGCAGCUUUGGCUAGUAAAGAAGAUUUUGCUUCUGUAAAUUUACGUAAAUCUGCAGAAUCAUCACCUUCAUUGCUCCCUCCCUACAAAGAUUUGAUGUUAUUACACAUUAAAGGACGCAGACGAGUUCAGACUAGACUUGUACCACCUAUUGUUGAUUCUGUUAAUCAAGGAGAUUCCUAUGUUCUGGUCACAGCGUCUCAAAUUUUUGUAUGGAUUGGAGAAUUAUCAAAUGUGAUUGAACGGUCUCAUGCUGCUAAAAUUGCUCAAAGUAUUUUUGAUAAAAAAGAUUUAGGUUGUAAAGGAGCUACUCAAAUUAUUACAGUUAAUAGUGAUUCAUCAUUACCUAACACACAACAAGAAAAAAAAUUUUGGACUUUUUUGGGUGUGAACUCUAAUGAAACAUCAUAUAUCAAAGGUUUAAUGACUUUGAAAUUCUUUGUUAAUAUAAUAUAUUAAUACAUAUAGAGUGGA
Molecule: messenger RNA, 483 nt
Organism: Daktulosphaira vitifoliae (grape phylloxera)
Lineage: Eukaryota; Metazoa; Arthropoda; Insecta; Hemiptera; Phylloxeridae
Product: supervillin-like
Exons: 2
Coding region: 106-468 (120 amino acids)
Biological process (GO): actin polymerization or depolymerization; actin filament severing; barbed-end actin filament capping
Cellular component (GO): actin cytoskeleton; cytoplasm
Molecular function (GO): phosphatidylinositol-4,5-bisphosphate binding; actin filament binding
Source: RefSeq, a predicted model, not a curated record